GCCUAGCUGGCGGGCAAACGUUGCAGCAUCCAACUGCUAUGAAGGCGGUAAGGAGAGCGUUGGCUGGCACUCGGAUCAGUUGACCUAUCUUGGACCCUAUGCAACUAUUGCCUCGCUGAGUUUGGGUACAUGUAGAUUGUUUGGAUUACGGGAGGUAGUUCCUACUAACGAAGCGAAUACCCGCAAAGCACGCACUUUCAACGUCCCUCUGCCACAUAAUUCACUCGCUAUCAUGCAUGCAUCGUGUCAAGAAUCGUUCAAACAUUGCAUUGUCCCUCAAACCGCAAUUGACUUAUUCCGCCCAACAUAUCCUCGAUCGCCCGGAGAACCCAUUGAGCCGUCUAAAUGUCGAAUCAACAUCACGUUCCGGUUCUAUCGGCCUGAUUUUCGUCCCGAAAGUAUACCGCAUUGCAAGUGUGGCAUCCCUACCAUUCUUCGCACGGAAAUGAAAAGUAGAGGUGUGGGAAAGUCCGAUCGGUAUUGGUGGACCUGUUAUGCCGGGGCUCAGAAUGACGGCAAAGGUUGCGACUUUUGGCGUUUGAUGGACCUGGAAGCGGAGGGAAGAGGUCAAAAACCCAAGUCCAGAUGAUGGAAUUGGCUGUGUGUGAACACAGGAGAUUACUCAUACAAUAUUAUCACAUGCUAACUACCCGCGUUGUUGCAAGCGUGUCGUGGAAAAUCCUACUGAUGAUCCGGCUCGCCGCUCGGAUCGACGAACAGAGGGGCUUUCGCAUCUACACGUGCGCAGAACAUGACCGCACGUGCAAGCUCGCCCCUCGCAGGGUGAGCGCAGCACCGAGCAAGCCGCCACGCAGUGCGUCAUAUCUCUUGCGCGUGACAAUAGCUCGCUUGUUCAUUUCUCCCUCGUCUGACUCUAAGUUCCUCCACAACGCACGAAAUCACAUGAUGGUGGUUCCAUCAGACACCGGGUGCCGGAGUUUCCGAAAUGGCUACUAGACGGCUGAGCGGAUGUCACCGAACACAUCGUCCGGCUUCUUACCACUUACUAGCAUGUCUCCCUCCAAUUAUCUUGUCGAGGACGCUCUGGUGGCCCUGCCAGCCAAGAUUCCAUUUGACAAGCAGUCUCUGCCUUUGCCUGGCACCAAACGUCCCGGCCAAACUGCCCACUAUGUCAAUGCCAUGUGGGGUCUACUCGAUCCUGCUGAGCAUAGGCUGAAGACGGUGGCUGACAUCUUUAUCAGUGGGAUGUCACUCGGGAAGGACCGGCCUUUGCUCGGGCACCGACCAGUUCUUUCGAAGAAGCCGCUGACGUUUGCGAACCGCUACGAGUGGCUCACAUACGGACAAGUCGAUGUGCGGCGCAGGAACUUGGGUAGUGGUCUGUUGCAACUAUUCAGCGACCCUGCAUCCGGAGUCGGUGGUGGAGAGCUGGAGACGGUCGGGAUUUGGUCAAUCAACCGCCCCGAAUGGCAAAUCGUUGACCUGGCUCUUAUGAGCUACAAGAAGGUCAACGUUAGUUUGUACGAUACUUUGGGCAAGGAUUCUGUCGGCAACAUCAACCAUGCCCACCUCACCAUCAUAUUCGCGACUCUGGAUCACAUCCCGGCUUUGCUAAAGCUUGCACCGAAGACUCCGCAGUUGAAGGUCGUGGUCAGCAUGGAUGUUCUGUCUGCUGACGUGCGACAAGUCUUCGGCGAGUGGGGGCAAUCCGUCGGCGUUUCCGUUGUGGACAUGGGAGACAUCGAGGCACUUGGCUUGGCUCACCUCUCUGAACCGAUCCCCCCGUCACCGGAAGAUAUCGCGUCUAUCUGCUACACGUCGGGAACGACGAGCAUGCCCAAAGGUGCUGUGCUGACCCAUGGUCAAUUGAGCAGCUCAGUCGUGACCAAUCUGCUGGGUCUCAAUAUCCCAUCGAACACCACCAUGAUGUCUUAUCUUCCUCUGGCCCAUAUCUACGAACGUGUCAACGAGCAAAACUGUAUCGCCGUCGGUGGAAACAUUGGGUUCUUCACGGGUGAUCCCUUGCGCUUGAUCGAAGACUGCCAGAUCCUCAAGCCCGCUUUCUUCCCUGGGGUUCCGCGUGUUCUGAAUCGAGUGUAUCAAUCGGCGAUGGCUGCUGCCAACGUGCCCGGCUUCAAGGGCGACUUGUUUAGGAGAGCUAUGGCCGCGAAAUUGGAGAAGUUCCGCGCGACUGGAGACAACACGCACUUCUUCUGGGAUAAGCUUGUCUUCCGCAAGAUUCAAGCCGUACUCGGAGGAAAUAUCCUCCUCGUCACCAGUGGCUCUGCCCCAAUCAGCGGAGAUGUCGUCGACUUCUUGAAUGUGGCGUUUGGCUGCCAGAUCAUUGAAGGCUACGGGAUGACGGAGACCUGUGCCGUGGCGACAAAAACAUGGCCGGGAGACGCAUCCGCUGGAGGCUCUGUCGGUCCCCCGCAAUCAGCCAAUCUCAUCAAGCUGGUGGAUGUCCCUGCUAUGAACUACACGUCCGAAGACAAACCCAAUCCCCGGGGUGAGAUGUGUGUAAAGGGCAUCAACACUUUCUUGCGCUAUUACAAAGAUGAGAAGAACACUGCGAGCACCAUCGAUUCGGAAGGCUGGUUGCACACCGGGGAUGUCGCUGAAAUCGACUCUUGCGGACGCUUCAGGAUCAUCGAUAGGGUCAAGAACAUCAUGAAACUGGCUCAAGGCGAAUACGUCGCCCUCGAGAAGGUCGAAAACACGUACAGCACGGUUCCUGUAGUGGCUCAGCUCUACGUCCAUGGAGACUCGCUGCAGUCCUUCCUGAUCGGUGUGGUCGUCGCCGACCCGAUUCAGCUCGCCCCUCUUGUUUCGAGGGUCCUGGACAAGAAGGUCGCUUCUGAUGACCUGGUUGCCCUGUCCGCGGCCUGCAAGGACGAAGGGGUCGUUGCCAGCGUUUUGAAUCUCCUUUCGAAAGAAGCCAAGAAGAAUGCGCUCAAAGGAUUCGAGACUGUGAAGCGCAUCCACUUGACCUUGGACAUGUUCACGGUUGAGGAGGGGACCAUGACGCCAACGAUGAAGCUUAGACGGAAAGAUGCGUACAACAAAUUCCAGACGGAACUAGAUGCCUUAUAUGCUCUGGGAGAGCCGUCGUCCUCCAGCACAAAACUGUAGGGCUUGGCGUCAGGACUGUCGCAUUGUGCAUCGUGCACUACACCAUCUGAUGCUGUAUCUAAUAAACUAAUGAUAUCCUGGAUCAUGCUACAUUUGGGAAUUGUGACUACUAGCAGAAAAUACAAUAAAGGAGGGCGGCCAUAAUGGGUCUGCUCAGGGUGCAGAUAGAAUGAUCUGGGCAUGUUGAGGGUGGCGAAAAAAUACACGGAGAAGUACGGCUUACGCUCAUGAAUUGCUCGUAGUUGAUUUGGAUCCAACCGUCUCGGUCAGUAUCCGCUUUCUGGAACGCCUCAGUCAAUGUCUUGACUACGACGCAGGCCCUGACGAAGCGGUCGAACGUGAUGCCGGGAGGGGGGCCAUAGCCAGUCGUGGGUACAGAUGCUGUAGACGGUCCCGUUCAGAUAACAUUGGUGGAUCAAGAGCAAGUCAGAACGCACAGUAUUUGCGCUCGACGAGAGUUAGCAGGGUGGGCGACAGAUUGUACCCGAAGCUCCGUAAUGCCUGAGCCAGCUCCCCUCCCUCAAUCGACCCAGAUCCAUCGCGAUCGAAAUGCCGGAAGACAUUCUGCCAGUCCGAUAUGUACUUCCAGAGCCCGGUGAACUCUAUGGGGGGUCGUGUUCAGCUUCGCCAAGCAACACAACCCGAUCUAACCUUUAAAGUCAAUCGUGCCGCUCCGAUCCGUGUCAAAGAUGCCCAUGAGCAUUUUCACAGUAUCAAGAUCGAAUC
This is a messenger RNA of Mycena citricolor, 3819 nucleotides long. NCBI's taxonomy places the organism in Eukaryota, Fungi, Basidiomycota, Agaricomycetes, Agaricales, Mycenaceae. The record is from the annotation of a GenBank genome assembly.